GUGCGCCAUGCGUAUUGGAUGUUUUUAUCGAGGAUGCGCUCCCAAAGAUAAAACACGCACUGUCCGAGCGGAAGCGCGUUCUCGUGGUUGCCACGGGCUCUAGGAGCUUACAGAAGGGGAGAAACGUCAUCAAAACACCACCGCGCACCUCCGUGCAGAGGGACACAGAGGUUAAAUUUACUACAAGCAAGAAAAAAAGGGGAGAGGUGGCGCGUCAGGGAGCCUGGGUGCAGAGUCACUGAGACAGCGGUCAGAGUGGUAGGACCAGAGAUUUGUGCGUCUUUCGGUUAUCCGGUGCUCUACAUACCCUCACACACACGCGCACACACACUGUGCCUUUGAAGCUGAAGCGGGGAAGGAGAAGGGGAUCUCAGAGGCGGCUGCCCAGAGAGGAGGAGGACAAUGGAGGGGAUGCAGGCAUACGGAGCGGGGAAAGCUGGAGGAGCCUUCGACCCUGUCACCUUCCUCCAGCAGCCUCAGACCAUUCUCCGCAUAGUGUCUUGGCUUUUCUCCAUAGUGAUCUUUGGCUGCAUUGCCAACGAAGGCUACAUCAACCGUCCCAACGAAGUGGAGGAGUUCUGCAUCUUCAACCGGAACCAGAAUGCUUGUAAUUACGGUGUCUUCAUGGGCUCGAUGGCCUUUCUCUGCUGUGUUGCGUUUCUAGCUCUUGAUGUCUACUUCCCUCAGAUCAGCAGCGUCAAAGACCGCAAAAAGGCAGUCCUGGCUGAUGUUGGGGUGUCAGCGUUUUGGUCCUUCAUGUGGUUUGUGGGUUUCUGCUUUUUGGCCAACCAGUGGCAGGUGACCAAACAAGAGGACAACCCCCUGAGGGAGGGAGGAGAUGCUGCCCGUGCAGCCAUCACCUUCUCCUUCUUCUCUAUCUUCACCUGGGCGGCCCAAAGCUUCUUCGCCUUCCAGAGAUACAAGCUGGGGGCCGACUCGGCCCUCUUCUCGCAGGACUACACUGACCCCAACCAGGAUGCAGCCGGAGCGCCCUACACGUCCUUUGGAGGCGAUGACUUGGAUAGCCCGGGUGGCGGAGGGAACCAGGCCAACAGCGACGGAGCAUUUGACAGCACCGGGGGCUACCAGCGUCAAGACUACUGAGUUUCUGAUAUUCGUCGGUAGAGAUUAAAGUUGCCCAACAAAUCUAAAUUGAGGCCCUAUUUGUAUUGUUUCUGUCACACUGAAAGUCAGAGUAAAACCCACCCAGUUUGUAGUUCAUACUGGUCCAACUUUACCCAGUUCUGCUUUCACCCAGAGUUAAAUGCAACAGUUCAAAGUCAUGUCCGAUGACAGACAUGUUAAACACGAUUGGUAACAAAUAGUCACUUGUUUUGUUUAGAAACAGUCAUGGUAGAUUAUCAGGGCUUGCAUCAACACAUCACAUACACUACCACUCAGAUGCAUGGGGUCACAUGGUAAUUUUCACAGUUUCCAUGGAAACACAUGGACUUUGAAUAGAAAAUGUUGCAAAUGAACAGAAUAUGCACUGACAAGCCCUAAUUUAAGGUUUUUAUAGUUUUAUUCAACCCCAGUAUUCAUUAAAAAACACCUUUGACAGCAAUUGCUGCUUGGCAAACAUUUAGGCAUUCUUAUCAUUUUAAAGGGUAAAUUUGAUUCCCCUCGUGCUUCCUGGAACAUCUCUGGAAACGAUUGUGGCUUCUCCAUUACAGUGAUAGAUCUGGCUGAAAGCUUUUUAUUAAAAUGUUGCCGAGUUUCAAAUCAGCUGUUGCAUGUUUGUUUGAAAGCUCAAAACAACUGGAAAGAAAGGAUUUUCUUCGGAGAUGUGUCAACCUUUGGGGAAGUAUUGGGGAAGGGUGUCGAAUGCGAGGAAAUUUCAGAACUCAUUUGAUCAGGUCAAUUUAAUCUUAAAUCAGGAUAAUGACCCAAAACACACCAGCAAAAUAAUUCAUCCAUUGUCAAAUCGGAUUAUCCACUCAGGGUCGCCGGGGGGCUGGUGCCUAUCUCCAGCAAUCUCUGGGCAAGCAGGCGGGGUACACCCUAGAAAGGUUGCCAGUCCAUCGCAGGACAACCAGCAAAAUCAGCAGUAUUUAAAGAACAAUCAGUCAAACAGAAUUCCAACUGUUUCUGAGUGGUUGGUAUAGUCUCUAGAUUUGAACCUCAUUGAGAUGUUGUUGGAACACUUUGCUCUGGAAGCUCUCGAUUUACCGGUCGAUCUACAUUCCCACCCUCAUCUAUGGUCAUGAGCUUUGGGACCAAAAGAAUGCGAUCACAGAUACAAGCGACUGAAAUGAGUUUUAUCCGCAGGGUGUCUGGCCUCCCUUAGAGAGAGGAUGAGAAGCUCGGUCAUCCAGGAGUGGCUCCGAGUAGAUCCGCUGCUUCUCCACUUUGAGAGGAGCCAGUUGAGAUAGCACGGGCAUAUGGUUAGGAUACCGGGCAUGUCCAACUGGGAGGAGACCCAAGGGAAGACCCAGGACACGUUGGAGGGACUAUGUCUCUCAGCUGGCCAGGGAACGCCUUGAGAUUCCUUCGGAGGAACUGACCCAAGUGGCUGGGGAGAGGGAAGUCUGGGUCUCUCUACUUAGGCUGCUGUUCUCGCGACCUGACCCUGGAUAAGUGGAUGAUGAUGGAUGGAUGGUAUGGGUGAGAAAGGCUUGACCAAAGGCACCAAGAAAGAUUCUGAUCCGUCACACUAAUACAUCUUUUUGGAGAUGCUUCAGGAAACAUGGGGUGAAAUUUCAUCAUACCUUGAAAAACUGCCUGCUAGGAUGAUGAAGGUCUGCCAGGCUGGAAAUGCUGCCAAAGAUGUUUAAGAUAAAAAAUAAAACAGUAUUGAAGAAACACUUUCUUUAUAAUCUAACUCAAUGGUGUCAUUUAUUUAAAGUUUGCUAAAUUCCCAAAUCAGAGUAUUUUCAUAUUUCAGGAGAGGCUAGUUAUCUCUCACCUCUGUACCAAGUAUUAAAACUACAAACCUCUUAAGCCUGAAAUCUUGCACAUCACACUAUAUCCAUUUGGGAAUUAUUUCAAAUUUCUACUGGGUUUUUUUGUGAAUUAGUUUGGAAUAUCUGCAGGAAAAUAUAGGAUACAAAGACUAUGCUUUUGAUUGAAGGUGUUGGUGAGUUAAGGGAGCUGUAUGGUAGACUAAGAGGUUUGGGGACAUGAUUACCCUAUACCAGAUCAGUACCUGUGACCACACAGUUUUGAACGACUGAUGUCAAGUCAGUAGAAUCAGUGCUGGUUGUUCCACUCACAAAACACUGAGCAGGAAUUGAAUUCACAGUAUUGUCAGCAGAUUUCAGCUUCUUCUGACUAAACCUACUGGUGUUUUACACGAAAUCAGACCAGAGAGCUUAUAUGGCAAGGAUGUAUUCAUACAAAGGUGUGUGUGUGUGUGUGGUGACCAUAAGCAUCUAAAGUAGCUGGAAACGUGCAUUACUCGAUUUUCCUGAACAAAACCUCUCUACAAAUAUAUGUAAAUCUAUAUCAUUCUGUUUCAGUGUUUGACGGAAAAACAAUCUGCUUUUACGGCAUUAUGCUAGUUCUAUAUUAAAAAACAGUAAAGAAAAGACAAAUUAAAGAAAUUCUAUGGUCUUUUAGGUGUUGUGAUCAGAUAUAAGGUGAGGUCAUUCAUGCCUCGUUUUUUUAUGUUGCUUUAAAAAUAGAAGUUUUAUUUUGGGAUAACAAUACAUUAAAUAUAACAAAAACAGUGACCAAAUAACUUAAGUACAUACAUGUGUGUACUUUAUACUUUACAUCUGUGCAAUUCAUCGGUGCAAUCAUAGAAAUGUGUGAUGUUCCUCUGUAUCUGUUUGGCAAAGCAAGGUAAGACUCAAGAAAAAGAAUGUGGUAAAAAAAAUGUGUUUUUGAUGUGUUUGAUUUUAACCAAUGAGAAUAAAGAACAUAAUGAAAAA
This is a messenger RNA of Nothobranchius furzeri (turquoise killifish), 3872 nucleotides long. Its product is annotated as synaptogyrin-1. Lineage: Eukaryota; Metazoa; Chordata; Actinopteri; Cyprinodontiformes; Nothobranchiidae. Gene Ontology annotation, cellular component: neuromuscular junction; synaptic vesicle membrane. The record is from RefSeq and is a predicted model, not a curated record.